ACAGACGAUAUGGUGUUCGGUAUCUUGAGGAGUUUCCAUCUGUCGGUACGUGCCUGGCAGCCGGGAGACGUCGUCUCGCACACUUCUGCACGGCGACCCGCCAGCUACCGCUCUCUGCACGAAGCUUGCGUAGUGCCAAGCCGAACCACCACUUCAAUCCAGGUGUGAAAUGGCAGUAGAUCCGCGGUGGCUGGCGUGUCUGUGGGUGUGGAUGUUAAUGGGCACCUGGAGCAAUGUCGAGGGAGCGCGCGUGCUUGCUGUGAUGCCUACACCAUCCAUCAGCCACCAGACUCCCAUCCAAGCCAUUGCCAUGGCACUUGUUUCUCGGGGUCACCAUGUCACCCUCCUCACAACAGACCCCAUGCAGGAUCCCCCAGAAAACUUGACGCAAAUCGACCUGUCCUUCACCUACAAAUAUUGGAUGUUGUUUGAUGAAGACAAACACUUGGAGGAAAUUUCUCCUCCUGAGUUUGUGGUAGCCUUCAUGGACCUGAUGGCCAAUCUUACAGAGCAUCAGUUACAGUCUCCCCAAGUCCAGGAGCUAAUACAGUCUGGGCAGCAGUUUGAUCUAUUCGUGCUGGAGGCAUCCAUGUUCCAGGCGUACUUUGGGCUCUACCAUGUCGUGGGCUCUCCACCCCUGGUGGGCUUCGUGUCUCUGGGAAUGCUGCCCAGUGGGUUUGCUGCCAUGGGCAAUCCUGACAUCCCUUCCUUCUCACCUUCAUUAGCUGCUGACUUCCCAGACCAUAUGAACUUCAUUCAACGUCUGGCCAACACCCUGGGAAAUGUCAUCUAUGGGUAUCUGUUUGAGGAUCGUGUGCUGGCACCACAGGAGCAAAUUCUCAGGAAGUACUUUGGUGACGCGCCACCUCCUGUUGCUGAGACAGAACGAAAUUACAGUCUGAUGCUGGUGAAUAAUCACUUUAGUGUCAACUACCCACGCCCGUACCUGCCCACAAUCAUAGAACUCACAGGCUUACACAUCCAGAAGGAGCGCAAGCCCCUGCCAAAGGAGGUCCGUGAAUUCCUGGAUGGUGCAGAAGAAGGUGCAGUGUACUUCAGCCUGGGCACCAAUGUGCGAAGCUCCCUACUGUCUGCAGACAAAGUGCAUGCAAUUAUAGAAGCACUGGGUGAACUUCCACAACGCAUUCUCUUGAAGUGGGAGACUGGGAAGUUACCUGAAGUGCCACCCAAUGUGCUCACCUCUAACUGGUUUCCACAGCAGGAUGUGCUUGCUCACCCUAAUGUACGUGUGUUUGUGACACAAGGAGGACUACAGAGUAUGAAUGAAGCAGCAUACUUUGGUGUGCCCACAGUAGGUAUCCCUUUUCUUGGUGACCAGCCCCUCAAUGUUGCUAAGAUGGCUGCUUCAGGCAUAGGCAUACGUCUUGAUGUCAAAUAUCUCACAAAGGAAUCACUGCUACAUGCAAUCAAGACUGUUUUGGAAGAGUCUAGCUACAAGGAAAACAUGCAGCAGUUGUCUGUCAUCUAUCGUGAGCACCAAGCGCCAUCACUGGAUCGAGCAGUAUGGUGGCUGGAGUAUGUGCUCCGCCACAACGGGACACGUCACAUGCGCAGCCCAUCACUUGACUUCAACUUCUGGCAGCUGUGGCUUAUCGAUGUGCUGUGUGUAAUUGCUGCUAUUGCAUCAGUCAUCUUUUUUAUUUUAUAUGCUAGGUUACAUAAACUGGCAGCAAUGAUCACAUCAAUGAAGAAAUUAAAAAGUCAUUAAUGUGUACACACUUAAAUAAACUAGUUCCUAUUUAUCUACCAAAUGUACCUGUAUUUCCACUAUUUAUGUGUAAUAUUUGUAGUUAUAAACUACAUCUGGUAAAACUGUUACUUAAAAAUAUUAUUACUGUUGUAAUAAAGUAUUUCAUAUAUUUUUU
Messenger RNA from Schistocerca gregaria, 1886 nucleotides. Its product is annotated as UDP-glucosyltransferase 2-like. The record is from RefSeq and is a predicted model, not a curated record. Gene Ontology annotation, molecular function: UDP-glycosyltransferase activity. Lineage: Eukaryota; Metazoa; Arthropoda; Insecta; Orthoptera; Acrididae. Bases 170 to 1729 code for a protein of 519 amino acids. The transcript is spliced from 7 exons.